Messenger RNA from Carassius carassius (crucian carp), 2527 nucleotides. RefSeq names its product carbohydrate sulfotransferase 8. Gene Ontology annotation, biological process: proteoglycan biosynthetic process; carbohydrate biosynthetic process. Lineage: Eukaryota; Metazoa; Chordata; Actinopteri; Cypriniformes; Cyprinidae. The record is from RefSeq and is a predicted model, not a curated record. Bases 574 to 1767 code for a protein of 397 amino acids. The transcript has 3 exons. Gene Ontology annotation, molecular function: sulfotransferase activity. Gene Ontology annotation, cellular component: membrane.
GAUUUAAAGUACGAACAAAUUACAGUAGAGAAAGCCUCUCUCAGAAAAACAGGCAUCUCCCCAACCUCUUCUCUUGGCCUGUAAAUAACCUGCUCUAGCUCUCAAACCCGUGUCACAGCAGUGCCUGCAAUGAAUCCAUCAACCAAAAGUGUCAUGGCUUUGGCAUCUAAUCGAUGCUAGUCUCUGCCCUUCCAUAGGUCAGUGUCAAAGCAUUGAGACGUCUCUGCCAGAGCUGCAGAGCCUCUGAUUCAGUAUGACUCCAUCUUCCAGUUUCGUUCCCUAUUAAGAAGACAUAGACUUCGGACUUUAGAUUUUUUCCACGGUGAAUACUUAACGAUUAUGUUUCUGAAUAUCUUUGGACGCACACUUCUGUUCAUACACAAUAACCUUUGAUGUCAAGAUGAUGUUUGUCAGGCUGCUGGGAGACCAUCUGGAUCUGCUGCAAGCAGUGGCACAUAAACAUUAGCAGUCGACCACAGGAGUCAACCUCCCUCCGUCCACCCGCCCUUUCUCUUCACUCCGUCUGUGUAAGAGGUGGAAAACACCAGCAAGGACACUACUUCACUGAGCCAUAUGCUUCUUUAUUUCAGCACAUUAGGGCAGACUGAGGCUUUCAGUAUAACUUCUCAUUGGUUGCGUUUUGAAUGUGCAAAGGUCAUAUUCUCCCAAGUACAGGCCAUAAGAAAGGAACCGUGUCCUUAUUGUCCUGACAAUGCCAGACAGUCUGAUCCAGCAGAAGACAACUUUCCUAGAUCUGCACAACCGGUGCAGCUUCCAGUCUUCCCAUGGGUCCAGCGUUCCUCUCUAAUCAACCCCAAAGACAUCUCUGCUGCCCAUGUCACAAAGAGCCACCGUAAACUCCUCCUUAAGAGCGGUCUGCUUGUCCAGCAGCUCAACGCUGACCCUCCUGGCCAGAUCAAGGAGAACCCAGAGCAACUGACUCAGGUGCAGCUGUCCCGUCAGAUGCUGAUGAGGGAGGUCUGUGCCAAAUACACAAGCGGAUCCACCAAACAGACUAUAACCCGCAUGCAUGUGUCCCGUAUCUUUGUGGAGGACAAGCACAAACUCCUCUACUGUGAGGUGCCCAAGGCGGGCUGCUCCAACUGGAAGAGGGUGCUCAUGGUGCUUCAAGGUCUCGCUUCUUCCACUGGAGAGAUCCAACAUGACGAGGUGCAUUAUGGGAAUCAUCUCAAGCGUCUUGACUCGUUCGAUCAAAAUGGCAUCAUUCGUCGUCUGAAGACCUACACCAAAGUCCUCUUCCUGAGGGAACCUUUCGAAAGGCUAGUGUCUGCUUUUCGGGACAAGUUCGAAAGCCCAAACUCGUACUACCACCCCGUGUUCGGGAAGCCCAUCAUAUCGAAAUACCGCAGUAAUGCGACACAGUACGCCUUGCGCACAGGAGCGGGUGUGACCUUCAAGGAAUUCAUCCAGUAUCUGUUAGAUGUGCAUCGACCAGUUGGCAUGGACAUCCACUGGGAGCCCGUAGGACAUCUUUGCAGCCCCUGCCUGCUGGACUAUGAUUUCAUUGGGAAAUUUGAGACUCUGGAGGAAGAAGCCAAUUUCCUUUUGAGAAGUAUCGGAGCUCCUAAAAAUUUAACAUUCCCUAGUUUUAAAGACAGGAACCCUAAUGCAGAAAGGACAUCUUUGGAUAUCACAAGGAGAUAUUUUGCUCAACUAAAUGUGACGGAGAGACAAAGGGCAUAUGACUUUUACUACAUGGACUAUCUGAUGUUCAACUACUCCAAACCGUUUAAAGAUUUAUACUGAGGCAUUCACAGUAGUCUAAUAAACUUUCUGUUGGCCCGUUGUUCACAUUUAGUCCUAGUGAGGUUAUUUUAUUACUGUCAAAUGUCAUUGUUUGUUUGAUAGCAAAUUUCAAUGUGAAAUAUUACUCACAUUCUGUACUUAUCGCUGCAGGCUGGUCCUUGCGUUCAUCUUGAUAUUUACAAAACAUAUUCAAUUCUAUUCAGUAAGAAACCUCUUAAUGGGAUAAUCUGCCCCAAAAAAUAAUAAUUGGACAUAAUUUACACACUCUUUAUGUAAUUUUAAACGAGUGUGAACAAAUAACAAAUUAUUUUGAAGAAUGUUUCAGCUGUUUUUUGUAAAAACUAUGGUGGACAAAAUGCCCGAAUUUUCAUUUUUGGGCAAACUGUCCCUUUGUUGUGUGUGAUUUUGUUCAGACUGUCUCAAACUGCCUUGAAUGAAUAGACUACUAAGAGUGUAUUAAAAGUCAAGAUGUUAUUUAUAUUAGUGUUGAAAGAAAAUUGUCCAGCUAUGAGUAUCACUGCUCGAUAUAACAUUGCGAAACAUUUUCAACAACGAGACAGACCGUCGCUGGAUUUAGUGUGGUACAUCUGGUAAUGGUAAAAUCUGGUUUUUGGUGAAUGUAUAAAAAACGAUUUGUCUACAAUGUGUCAUGUAUUAGAGCAUGACCUGCUACACCUUUUCCUUUCACAUUUCUCAUAUUAUGACGUUUUCUGUAUAUUAAUAAAUGUCAGCACAAUAUUUUAAUGUUAGUUAGAUGACA